Messenger RNA from Xiphophorus couchianus (Monterrey platyfish), 3252 nucleotides. RefSeq lists its product as uncharacterized. Gene Ontology annotation, molecular function: GTPase activity. The record is from RefSeq and is a predicted model, not a curated record. NCBI's taxonomy places the organism in Eukaryota, Metazoa, Chordata, Actinopteri, Cyprinodontiformes, Poeciliidae. The transcript has 12 exons. The coding region runs from base 68 to 1414 and encodes 448 amino acids.
UGAAACCUUUCCCCCUCUGGAAACUGCAAGGAGAUCCACGGUUUCCGUGUGGGUUCGUGGUUUGAUCAUGUCGGGCAGAAAGCCCCGGUAUGUGGCGAACCCCCUGGAGUCUGCGAUCACCACCCCGAGCGAGAGGAUCCUGAAGGAAUGCCACAGUCUGUACGUGGACAGCGAGAACGGUCUGGUGAAAAUUGCCAGCAGCCUCGGAGUCCGCCUCCUUCCUCCGAGAAAGAAGAUUAUCGUGAUGAUAAUGGGAAAUCACUCUGCAGGGAAGAGCUCCUUUAUUAACUGGUAUGUUGAAGAGCACAUUCAGAAAACCGGUGUGGCCAUUGAAACUCAGGGCUUUACCUUCAUCACUAGUGGUCGCAAGAGAGAGUCACUGACGGGAAAUGCAACAUUACAUCUCUAUCCUCAUUUUCGACCUAUCCUUGAGUUCAAAGGUGUGAUGGACUACCUGUCUGCUGAGAUCUCCACCUCAAAACAGAAGAAAUUCAGCCUGGUGACAUUCGUGGACACUCCUGGUUUGGUGGACGGGGACAUGAUCUACCCAUUUGAUGUCAACAGCGCCAUCACCUGGUUGGGAGAACAGGCGGACCUGAUUUUUGUCUUCUUUGACCCAAUGGGUCAGGCGCUGUGCAAACGGACGCUCAACAUCGUGGAGAAGCUGAGCGACAAAUGUGGAGACAAGCUGUUGUUUUAUCUCAGCAAAGCAGACGAAGCUGGGAAGGAGACAGACAGACAGAGAGUAAUGAUGCAGAUUGUCCAGGAGCUGUGCCGCCGUCCAGGGCUCAACAAAUGUGGUUUUGAGAUGCCGACAAUAUACAUCCCCAACCCACAGAAGCCAAGCAGGUGUGUGAACCAGAUUGACAGCGUUUGUCAAACGAUUGAGAAGACCAUCAACCAGGCUGUCCAGAAGACUUUAGAUCAACUGGAGAAAGACUCUGACCUCAUUUGUUCGACCAUCAUCAACAAACUGGAACAGGACAGGGCCGAUGUGUCUUUCAACAGGAGUGUUCGUCUUCACUCAGUUCUGUGUUUGGCUUUGGGCUUUUUCCUGCCGUUCCUCUUCAUCCUCAGUUUUAUUGUAAGCACCUUCUCCAAGGAGCAACUGCACGACCUGCUGGGCGAAGGUCCGACUCAUAUCGUUAUGGUCUUCACAGGGGUAGUGAUGUAUUUAUGGGAAUGGAUACCGGAGGACAAACAAGUAGUUUUUGUGAUCUCUUUUGGGGCUUUUUGCUACCUCCUGCUUUUCCUAGCAAAAUAUUUUGCAGGCCGAAGAAACAAGACUCUGACGAAGAAGGAGAAGAGGAAGAUGAUGGAGUACAUGGAUUAUAUCCAGGAUAUUGUCAAAACUAAAAAGGCUAAACUGUACGAGUGGUACCUGCAGCAGUGUGCAGCAGAACAGGACCUCUGAUGUCUCUGGUUUACAUCUGGAUGGUGCUGCCUCAUGCUUUUUUUAAUGCUUUUUUUGUUGUUGUAAAAAACAACUUUUUUUAUUUCAACCUGACAUUGGUGGCUGCUGAUUUGUAGUUGAAUCAGCAGGAGUUUGUAGACAAUCACCAGGCCAGUUGUAGGUGGAACCUAUGGUGCAGCAGAGAUCACUGCCAACUUCUGUCAUCUCAGCAGCCGACAUGGAGAAGUGCCUUGUUUUUACUGCACACAGGACAAACUGUGAUUUUAGCUCUUGGGCAAAAGUAAUUUUCUCAGUGGGAAGAUUUGUUCCCCAUUUCUCUUAGGUUUUGCAAUACAAAUGCUCAAAAUGUUUGCAAAAGGACUUUUCUCCAUUUCAAAUAUUGACCCACCAGCAAAUACCCUAUAUUUUUUAGUGUGUGUCCCUGUGUUGUAUCUGUCCAAAGUCCCCUACAGAAACACCCUGACUGACAUAUUACCUGAAUGUGUUUUCAUGCACAUAGCUAUUUAACUGCAAUAAUCAGUGCCGUGAUUACACCUGGGCAUCGUAAAUAGAUGUGAAGAAGCAGCAAACCUGGAAAAACUGUCCACCAUCUUGAAAGUUUUUGUUUUCUAUAGUUUGAAACAUACAGUAGCAAGAGAUUAGUGAAGCAGGAAGAGUAGUAUAGUCAUUGCACUAAUGUGUCGCUCCUAGCUGAGCUACAGCACUGAACUGAUGAGUAACCGUUAGCUCCGCUUAAUGCCUUCCCUCCAGUGUUUGUGAUUCAUGAAUAUUUAUUAGUGACACCAGCUGUGGUGCGUUUACUCGAAGGGGUGCGUCUGUCCAAACCAUCAUGCCUCAUUAAAUGUCAGCAUUUUUGAACUGAUUAAUUUAUUUCCUGCUGAUAUGCUUUCACUAAAAUUAGCAGGCCAGUAUAUUAAUUACUGGGAACAGAUUACCAGAUAUUUAAAUAUCUCAAAGAGAGAACUACAAGGAAUGAAAAGAUUGGUACCUCAUUUCUUUUAAUUCUUAAGCCAAUUUUCCCUCGUUAGAUUCUUAGUGGAUCAAAUAAGUAAUUGCACUCAGUCAAGACACCGUUAGGAUCAUUUACAGUUGAAUGUUUCACAGGAAACAGAGUGAACUGAAGUUUUCAGAUUUCUGUAACCAAAAUUGGAUUUCUUAUCGUAGUUUGUCAGUUACUCAAUUCACUAAGUAAAGCACAAUAUAUAUAUUGAUUACUCACAGACUACUGGUUUAAAUCUCUAUUUCUUUUAGCUGUGAUGAUUGUCACUUAACAAAUAAGAUUAUAAAAUUACUUAAACCAAUAAAAAAAUAUUUUUAAUACAGAAAAGUGGGCUUAAUGAAAACUAUGUUUAAUGUCUGUAAGGUUAUUUUCAAAAUAUAAUUUUAAUCGGACAAACGACCGUCAUCUGAGAUAAAAAACCUGUGUAUAAACACACUUUUGUAAUUUAAAUAUUUCCUUUAUGAAGCUUCUGUGAAUUAUAAAUACAUUAAAAAUAUUUUUGCCUUGCCAUUACCCAUAAUUACUUAUGGCUAUUUAUUUCUGUUCUGUAAAAUGUUUACAAAAAUCAAACACUUCCUUGUUUAUGUGUCAUUUAAGAGGUUAAAACAAUGCAGUUGAUUGUGAAAAAAGCUUUGGAUUAAUGCAUCCUUACUUAUCUCUGAUCCAAAAUAUUUUAAAAGCUCUUCUUCGGGCUGUUUGCAAUAUUAUUGUGAACACGUUUAGUUUGUUUUGUGUGUUAGAAUCCUCUCAGGUAAUCUUUCUGUUUAUAAAUAACUAUUUUAAAAUGAUUUCAUGUAUCAUUAGUCAAACUUGUGAAUUCAUCCAUUCUGUGGUAUUU